AUGGCCACGCAAGAAUCCGCUGUUACGAAACGCCUGGCAACAGUGAAGCAUAUCAUCCUGGUGCUUUCGGGGAAAGGAGGAGUGGGCAAGUCGUCGGUCUCCACGCAAUUGGCACUCAGCCUGUAUGCCUCGUCUCCGACCGCACGGGUAGGGAUCCUGGAUGUGGAUCUUACAGGUCCCUCGAUUCCGCGAAUGUUUGGUGUGGACGGGCACGGUGUGCAUCAGAGCACUAGUGGGUGGGUGCCGGUGUACGCUGACGGUGCCGCUGCCCGAUUGGCGUGCAUGAGCGUUGGGUUUCUCCUAAAGAAGAAGGGGGAUUCCGUGGUAUGGCGAGGGCCGAAGAAGAACGGGAUGAUUAGGCAAUUCCUGAGCGAUGUGCGGUGGGGCGAGCUGGACUAUCUGGUGAUAGAUACACCACCUGGUACUUCGGAUGAACAUUUGUCGUUAAUGGAGCACCUGGCGGGGGUGCAUUCGCGGCUGUCUGCUGUUAUCGUGACGACACCACAGGCUGUCGCACUCAUGGAUGUAAUGAAGUGUCUAUCGUUCACACGGACGGUGAACCUGCCUGUUCUGGGUCUGAUUGAGAACAUGAGCGGAUAUGCCUGUCCCUGUUGUGGAGAGAUCUCGAACGUGUUUUCGACCGGCGGAGGAGAGGAGAUGGCGAAGAAAGAGGGAAUACCGUUUCUGGGGAGUCUACCGGUGGACACCGAACUUGUAUCACUGCUGGACGGGGAGGCGCCUGUCGAGGAGACAGAAACCCAGGGAUUUGGACUGGUUACACGGUAUCAGAAGACUCCAACCGCAAAAUUGUUUUCUGGGAUUGCGAGUGGUGUGAUUGCUGGGCUGUAG
This is a messenger RNA of Coprinopsis cinerea okayama7#130, 849 nucleotides long. RefSeq names its product cytosolic Fe-S cluster assembling factor CFD1. The record is from RefSeq and is a predicted model, not a curated record. Gene Ontology annotation, molecular function: ATP binding; ATP-dependent FeS chaperone activity; 4 iron, 4 sulfur cluster binding. The transcript has 2 exons. Lineage: Eukaryota; Fungi; Basidiomycota; Agaricomycetes; Agaricales; Psathyrellaceae. The coding region runs from base 1 to 849 and encodes 282 amino acids. Gene Ontology annotation, cellular component: cytosol. Gene Ontology annotation, biological process: iron-sulfur cluster assembly.